UUACACGUGGCAGUCAAACAUUAACUCGAACUGUUACACCUCAUUCCAUGAGGUCAUAAUUCAUGAUCACGUCAGGCCUACGUUAGGCCUGUUCAAACUAGAGGGCUAGUGUAGACAUACCCUCAGCACUCUGGCUGAGUUCCUGAGUUGCUGGGAAUUUCUUGAAAGAGGCCAAUUGUAAUACUGUGAAAUUUUGACUCUCAUGAUAAUAUGGUAAGGGUUGAUACAAUGGAACAGUGUGUGCUGGCUUUUGAGUGGUUUUGCUGUAGCACCAGAUCUUAGUUCUGUCGUUAUGAAAGAAGGUCUUGCAGAGCAUGUGGAAAAUUACUAAGCUAAGCUUGCUUUAGCAAAAAUUGUCUUUUCUAAUUUACUUUGAGAAAUAUUGUCAGGUUAAAGUACUGUGUGACUUAUGAAAAGUUGUUUAAAAUUUUGAAAAUUGAUAACUUUAUUAAUUAGUAUUUUAAAAUACGAUUUAGUGCUGUAUGCGCAUGUGUCUUUUGAGCCCACCUAGGCAAGUUCAGGAAAACUAAAAUCUUGGCUUAGUUCACUGUGGAGGUGGUGAAGGCUACAAUAGUGUUUGGGAGGAAAAAAAUGAACCAAGUAUAUAGACAGAAUAUCUGUCAGGACUAAUGCACAUAGUCUUUGAGAGUGAAGAAUGAAGUGAAGGUAUUCAGCAAUACUCUAUUUCCCUCCCUCUUGUCUCCAUCCCUCAAGGUCGGAGUGUAUUCAUUUUUGUGUGUGUGUAACUGAAGAGUACUAGACUAACUUCAGAUGUAUGAAGACCCUGUAGCUUCUCUGCAUCUGACAGGGUAUACCCUGUUUCAUGAGCGAUUGAAGAACAUUGAAGAAAAUGAAGGAGGCCUUGAUAAAUUUUCAAAAAGUUACAAAAUCUUUGGAGUCAAUCGACACGUGGAUGGUGGACUACAUUGCAAAGAGUGGGCUCCAGGGGCAGAAGCAGUUUUUCUAACCGGCGACUUCAAUGGCUGGAAUCCAUUUUCUCAUCCAUAUAAAAAAAUGGAUUAUGGGAAAUGGGAGCUAUUCAUCCCACCUGGACAAGAUGGACUCUCUCCUGUGCAGCAUGGAUCAAAACUAAAGGUGGUGAUCCGUAGUAAAAAUGGAGAGAUUCUCUAUCGUAUUUCACCUUGGGCAAAAUAUGUAGGGCGUGAAGGCAACAAUGUGAAUUAUGAUUGGAUGCACUGGGAGCCACCACUGCCAUAUGUGCAAAGACAUCCUCACCCUAAGAAACCAAAAAGCUUAAGAAUUUACGAAUCACACGUGGGAAUUGCUUCACCAGAAGGGAAAGUUGCUUCUUAUAAAAACUUUACCCACAAUAUACUACCUAAAAUAAAGGAUCUUGGAUACAAUUGCGUUCAGCUGAUGGCUGUUAUGGAACAUGCCUACUAUGCCAGUUUUGGUUAUCAAAUCACAAGUUUUUUUGCAGCAUCAAGCCGUUAUGGAACCCCAGAUGAUCUGAAGGAAUUGAUUGAUGUUGCCCACUCAAUGGGAAUUACUGUUCUGCUGGAUGUCGUACACAGUCAUGCAUCAAAUAACUCUGAAGAUGGUCUGAACAAAUUUGAUGGUACAGAUUCCUGCUUUUUCCAUUCUGGUUCUAGAGGAACUCACAGUCUUUGGGACAGCAGACUUUUUGACUAUUCAAAUUGGGAAGUUUUGAGAUUCCUUCUCUCUAAUUUGAGAUGGUGGAUAAAAGAAUAUGGCUUUGAUGGCUUCCGGUUUGAUGGUGUUUCAUCUAUGCUAUAUCACCAUCAUGGAAUUGGUACUGGCUUCAGUGGAGAUUACCAUGAAUAUUUUGGUCUACAUGUGGAUGAAGAUGCUCUCGUUUAUCUAAUAAUGGCCAACCAUAUGGUUCAUUUAUUGCAUCCAGAAUGCAUAACAGUAGCUGAGGAUGUUUCUGGAAUGCCAGCUCUUUGUUGCCCUAUUGCACAGGGAGGAGGUGGAUUUGAUUAUCGACUGGCUAUGGCAAUUCCAGAUAAAUGGAUACAGAUAAUUAAAGAGUUGAAAGAUGAAGACUGGAAUAUGGGCAAUAUAGUGCAUACGCUGACAAAUAGGCGGUAUGAGGAGAAAUACAUUGCAUAUGCAGAGAGCCAUGAUCAGGCCCUUGUUGGUGAUAAGACGCUGGCAUUUCGGCUGAUGGAUGCAGAGAUGUAUACAAAUAUGAGUGUGCUUUCACCUCUCACUCCGGUUAUUGAUCGUGGAAUACAGCUUCAUAAAAUGAUUCGCCUCAUUACUCAUGCGCUUGGAGGAGAGGGCUAUCUCAACUUCAUGGGUAAUGAAUUUGGGCAUCCAGAAUGGUUGGACUUCCCCAGAAAAGGAAACAAUGAGAGCUACCAUUAUGCCAGGAGACAGUUUCAUUUAAGUGAUGAUCACCACCUUCGCUAUAGAUUUCUAAAUGCAUUUGACAGAGAUAUGAAUAAAUUGGAAGAAAGAUUUGGCUGGCUUGCAUCUCCCCCGGCUUUUGUGAGUGAAAAACAUGAAUCAAAUAAGGUCAUCGCAUUUGAGAGGGCAAAUUUAAUUUUUAUAUUCAAUUUCCAUCCAUCUCAAAGCUAUACUGAAUACAGAGUGGGUACUGAAACUCCAGGAAAGUAUAAAAUUGUGCUGGAUUCUGAUGCACCAGAUUAUGGAGGACAUCAGAGACUGGACCAUAAUACAGAAUUCUUCACUGAAAAAUAUUCACAUAAUUAUCGACCUAAUUCUAUUUUGGUGUACAUUCCAAGCAGAGUGGCUAUUGUGCUUCAAAAUAUGGAUAUACCAAACUGAAGAUCUUCAUAACCAUCACUUCAGAAGCAAAAUGUGGAGAAGAAAUACCAUAUCAGGCACUCAGCAUCACAGAGUUCACAUGGAUGCUUCUGAAACUAAACAUAGUAAUAUUUGGUCAUUGAAAUGUAGGAUUAAUAUUUACAUAUAAUUACAGUGCUCUCAAGUUGUUAAAAUGUAAUUCAAGGAGACAAUAUAUGAAAGAGGUAGAAAGAAAAAUGCAUCUUUGCAUUUCUGAUGUUACAGCAUUACAUUUUAAAACAUUUCAAAGCAGCUAGCAUUCUCAAUUAAGUUGUCAUUUCCAGUGUCUUAUCAGGAACAAUGUUAUACCAAAAGUAGUGUUGCUCUGAUUUCAGCAAUUUCUUUGAAUCUCUUUUAUCAUUUUGGUAUUGAAUUCAAAUAUUCAUUACAGAUCAUUGUCUCCUGUUAGGAGAAAGAGAAGGAUCAUGUUGAAAUAAAACAUAAAUAAUCUGACAAAAGGAACCCUUGUGUCUGUGGGAUCCCACUUUGCAGCAAUUUCCAAAGUAUAGUUAGAGUUUGCAGCUUUUCCAGUCAAAUCACUGAGGAAAAUGUCCUAUAAGAAUAUUGUCCUCUGCCUCUUUUGUUUAAUGAAAAUUACAUAGUAAAGUCUUAAGCUAGUGGAUCAGCUGGGACAUGAAUCAGUUGGAUUCCAGUCAUGGCUCUCCAUCAUUUACCUAUUGUGUGACCUUGGACAAGUCAUUUCAUCCGUGUUCCUGAGGUUCUACAUCUGAAAAAUGGAGUUCAUGAUACACACCUACCUGUGCAAACCAUUUUGUGGUGAGAAGUACUCUGUCAGAGCUAAGUACUAUUAUGUUUACUGAAAUGGUACAGUAACUGAAACUGUUUUUAAAAGAACCUUUACAUAUCUGUUCAGAAAUCAGAAGACCCUAUACUCAUUGGUUUCACUGCUUCCUAAAGCUGCCAUUUAACUUGAAGCACUUGGAAUGUUAAUCUUGCAUUUUUGUAAUUAAAAAAAAUAUUUUGCUUGCCCUGGAAGAAACGAUAUUAGAAAUAUAGUUAUAUUAUUCAAACUAAGCCUUUUUGAUCAUGCUAUUUAAUAGUUUGAAUUGCUGCCUAAAAUAGUUGAAGUGAAUUCUUUUGAAAUAUUCAACAGAGAAAAUGUCCACAACAGUUUAUAUUCAUUCAUAGUUCUGUGUGUCAGUCAUCCUCUGUGUAAGCUUCGUCUUCUAAAUGGCCGAACAUUUAUGGCCCACACUGACAAAAAUGUUGCACACUUUUCAUUAUACUUAUUAGAACUUUUAAGUGGAAGCAUUUCAAAAACAAAACAAUAAGUGGGACAGCGUAAUAUAACUGAUGGGAAAUAAAAUUAUUUUGAUAGACUUCAUGCGUUAAAAGGAGUUCAUGAACAUCUCAACUCUUUUCUGUGCCACAGAUAUACAAAAGACAAAUACUGUAUACCACAAUGCAAUGUAAUGUCACAUCUUCCCCCCCACACACCACCAUUUAAUUCAGUGUGUAUUAAUGAGCUAUAAAAGCAUCCUGUCUGCUUAAAAAAGUACACUGAAGUGUUGUAAUAACUGGAACCAAUUAUUGUUUCCAAAGUUGUAAACUUUGUAGUGAAGUAAAUAGCAAUGUAAUUAUCUGCUAUAUUUACAUUAAAUUGAUCUACUAAUAUAUUCUGUAGAUUUUACUGGCGCAAGUUCCAGCGUUCCAAAAUGCAAUGCAAAGCAAUUGCCCUUGUCAAACUUUUGUGCAAGAGAAGCAAUAAAUGUGUGAUGUGAAGUAGAAACUGUAAAAUUACAUGCAAAUAAACUGUGAGAAGGGUAAAACA
Messenger RNA from Pelodiscus sinensis (Chinese soft-shelled turtle), 4585 nucleotides. The record is from RefSeq and is a predicted model, not a curated record. NCBI's taxonomy places the organism in Eukaryota, Metazoa, Chordata, Testudines, Trionychidae.